AUGAGGAAGCAUCGGCAUUUGCCCUUAGUGGCCAUCCUUUGCCUCUUUCUCUCAGGCUUUUCCGUGACCUAUGCCCAACAGCAACAAGCAGAUGUCAAAAAUGGUGCCGCUGCUGAUAUAAUAUUUCUAGUGGAUUCCUCUUGGAGCAUUGGAAAGGAACAUUUCCAACUUGUUCGAGAGUUUCUAUAUGAUGUUAUAGAAUCUUUAGCUGUGGGAGAGAAUGAUUUCCAUUUUGCUCUGGUCCAGUUCAACGGAAACCCUCAUACCGAGUUCCUGUUAAACACAUACCGCACUAAACAAGAAGUGCUUUCCCAUAUUUCCAACAUGUCUUAUUCUGGGGGAAGCAAUCAGACUGGAAAAGGAUUAGAAUACGUAAUUCAAAACCACCUCUCUGAGGCUGCUGGAAGCCGGGCUGGUGACGGAGUCCCCCAGGUUAUUGUAGUGGUGACCAAUGGACACUCAGAGGACGGCCUUGUUCUACCCUCAGCGGAACUUAAGUCUGCUGAUGUUAACGUGUUUGCAAUUGGAGUUGAGGAUGCAGAUGAAGGAGCGUUAAAAGAAAUAGCAAGUGAACCAGUCAAUAUGCAUGUUUUCAACCUAGAGAACUUUACCUCACUUCAUGACAUAGUAGGAAACUUAGUGGCCUGUGUGCAUUCAUCCGUGCGUCCAGAAAGGGCUGGGGACACGGAAACCUUUAAAGACGUCACAGCACAAGACUCUGCUGACAUUAUUUUCCUUAUUGAUGGAUCAAACAACACCGGAAGUGUCCAUUUCGCAGUCAUUCGAGACUUCCUUAUAAAUCUCCUUGAGAAACUCUCAAUUGGACCCCAGCAGAUCCGAGUGGGGGUGGUCCAGUAUAGCGAUGAGCCCAGAACCAUGUUCUCCUUGGACACCUACUCCUCCAAGGCUCAGGUUCUGGACGCAGUGAAGGCCCUCGCGUUCGCGGGUGGGGAGCUGGCCAACAUUGGCCAGGCCCUUGACUUCCUGGUGGAGAGCCACUUCACCAGGGCAGGGGGCAGCCGAGUGGAGGAAGGGGUCCCUCAGGUGCUGGUUCUCAUAAGUGCCGGGCCCUCUAGUGACGAGAUUGGUGACGGGGUGGUAGCACUGAAGCAGGCUAGCGUGUUCUCGUUCGGCCUCGGAGCCCAGGCCGCCUCCAGGGCAGAGCUGCAGCACAUAGCUACCGAUGACAACUUGGUGUUUACUGUCCCGGAAUUCCGUAGCUUUGGGGAUCUCCAGGAGCAAUUACUGCCCUACAUUGUUGGUGUGGCCCAAAGGCACAUAGUGCUGCAACCGCCAACCAUUGUCACACAAGUCAUCGAGGUCAACAAGAGGGACAUAGUCUUCCUGUUGGAUGGCUCUUCCAAGCUGGGCCUGGCCAACUUCAAUGCCAUCCGAGACUUCAUUGCCAAGGUCCUCCAGAGGCUGGAAAUCGGACAGGAUCUCAUCCAAGUGGCAGUGGCUCAGUAUGCAGACACUGUGAGGCCCGAGUUUUACUUCAAUAGCUACCCCACCAAAAGGGAAGUCGUUGCGGCCGUGAGGAGGAUGAAGCCCCUGGACGGCCCAGCCCUGAACACGGGCUCUGCUCUGGACUUUGUUCGCAACAACCUGUUCAUCAGCUCGGCCGGCUACCGGGCCACAGAGGGGGUUCCCAAGCUCCUGGUGCUGAUCACAGGUGGUAAGUCCCUAGAUGAGGUCAGCCAGCCCGCCCAGGAGCUGAAGAGGAGCAGCAUCAUGGCGUUCGCCAUCGGGAACCAGGCUGCCGACCCAGCGGAGCUGGAAGAGAUCGCCUUUGACUCCUCCCUGGUGUUCAAGCCCGCUGAGUUCCGGGUAACCUCUUUGCAGGGUGUGCUGCCAAGCCUGCUGGCGCCUCUGCGGACCCUCUCUGGAACCACUGAAGUUCGCGUAAACAAAAGGGAUCUCAUCUUCCUUUUGGAUGGAUCGGUCAACGUUGGAAAAGCCAAUUUCCCUUAUGUGCGCGACUUUGUCAUGAACCUAGUUAACAGCCUUGAUGUUGGAAGUGACAAUAUUCGCGUGGGUGUAGUGCAAUAUAGUGACACUCCCGUGACCGAGUUCUCACUAGACACAUACCAGACCAAGUCAGAUCUGCUUGCUCACCUGAGGCAGCUGCAGCUCAAGGGGGGCUCGGGCCUGAACACGGGCUCGGCCCUGAGCUAUGUGCAUGCCAACCACUUCACCGAGUCUGGCGGCAGCAGGAUCCGUGAACACGUGCCACAGCUCCUGCUCCUGCUCACGGCUGGGCCGUCUGACGACUCUUAUUUGCAAGCUGCCAAUGCCCUGGCGCGCGCAGGCGUCCUGACCUUUUGUGUGGGGGUCAGCCAGGCGAAUAAGGCCCAGCUUGAGCACAUUGCUUUUAACCCCAGCCUGGUGUACCUCAUGGACGAUUUCAGCUCCCUGCCAGCUUUGCCUCAGCAGCUGAUCCAACCCCUUACCACAUAUGUUAGCGGAGGUGUGGAGGAAGUCCCCCUCGCGCAACCAGAGAGCAAGAGAGACAUUCUGUUCCUCUUUGAUGGCUCAGCCAACCUCGUGGGUCAGUUCCCUGUUGUCCGCGACUUUCUCUACAAGAUCAUUGACGAGCUUGAUGUGAAGCCAGAGGGGACCCGGAUUGCAGUGGCUCAGUUCAGUGAUGACGUCAAGGUGGAGUCUCGCUUCGAUGAGCAUCCAAACAAGCCCGACAUCCUGAAUGUCGUGAAGAGGAUGAAGAUCAAGACAGGCAGAGCCCUCAACCUGGGCUUCGCCCUGGACUAUGCCCAGAGGUACAUCUUCGUCAAGUCCGCGGGCAGCCGCAUCGAGGAUGGAGUGCUGCAGUUCCUCGUGCUGCUGGUUGCUGGGCGGUCCUCGGACUCCGUGGAUGGGCCAGCAAGUAACCUGAAGCAGAGUGGGGUGGUGCCUUUCAUCUUACAAGCCAAGAACGCAGACCCUGCCGAGCUGGAGCGCAUAGUGCCAUCCUCCGCCUUCAUCCUGGCUGCCGAGUCCCUCCCCAAGAUCGGAGAUCUUCAGCCACAGAUUGUCCAUCUCUUGAAAUCUGUGCACAAUGGAGCCCCACAACCAGUUUCAGGUGAAAAGGACGUGGUGUUUCUGAUCGACAGCUCUGAGGGCGUCAGGAGUGGCUUCACCCUGAUGAAGGAGUUUGUGCAGAGAGUGGUGGAGAGCCUGGAUGUGGGCCCUGAUCGCGUCCGCGUGGCCCUGGUGCAGUACAGUGACCGGACCAGGCCUGAGUUCUACCUGAAUUCCUACAUGGACCAGCAGAGUGUCAUCAGUGCUGUCCGCAGGCUGACCCUGCUGGGCGGGCCGGUCCCCAACACCGGGGCCGCCCUGGACUUUGUGCUGAGGAACAUCCUGAUCAGCUCUGCAGGAAGCAGGAUAGAAGAGGGCGUCCCCCAGCUUCUGAUCGUGCUCACGGCUGAGAGGUCUGGUGAUGACGUGAGGGGCCCCUCGGUGGUCCUGAAGAGGGGCGGGGCAGUGCCCAUCGGCAUUGGCAUUGGCAACGCUGACAUCUCAGAGAUGCAGACCAUCUCCUUCAUCCCAGACUUCGCUGUGGCCAUCCCUACCUUCCGGGAGCUGGGCACUGUCCAGCAGGUCAUCUCUGAGAGGGUGACCCAGCUGAGCCGUGAUGAGCUGAGCAGGUUGCAGCCGAUUUUCCCGCAACCACUGAGCCCAGGAACUGGGAGCAAGAAGGACGUGGUCUUCCUCAUUGAUGGGUCUCAAAGUGCUGGCCCCGAGUUCCAGCACAUACGCUCCCUCCUCGAGAGGCUGGUGGAGUACCUGGACGUGGGCUUCGACACCACCCGGGUAGCAGUCAUCCAGUUCAGCGAGGACCCCAAGGUGGAGUUUCUGCUGAAUGCCCACGCCAGCAAGGACGAGGUGCUGAACGCGGUCAGGCGGCUGCGGCCCAAGGGCGGGAGGCAGGUCAACGUUGGAAAUGCGCUGGAGUACGUGUCCAGGAACAUCUUCAAGAGGCCGCUGGGGAGCCGGAUAGAAGAGGGUGUCCCGCAGUUCCUGGUCCUUAUCUCGUCUGGCAAGUCCGACGACGAGGUGGAGGACGGUGCUGUGGAGCUCAAGCAGUUUGGGGUGGCCCCUUUCACCAUAGCCAGGAACGCAGACCGGGAGGAGCUGGUGAAGAUCUCUCUGAGUCCUGAGUACGUGUUCUCAGUGAGCACCUUCAGGGAGCUGCCCAGCCUGGAGCAGAAACUGCUGACCCCCAUCACCACGCUGACCUCUGAGCAGAUACAGCAGAUCCUGGCCAAUACCCGCUAUCCUCCCCCGGCUGCGGAGAGCGACGCCGCGGACAUUGUCUUCCUGAUCGACAGCUCUGAGGGCGUCCAGACGGAUGGCUUUGCCAACAUCCGGGAUUUUAUUACCAGGAUCGUCCGGAGACUCAACAUCGGCCCCAGCAGAGUGAGAGUCGGGGUCGUGCAGUUCAGCAACGAGGUCUUCCCUGAGUUCUACCUCAAGACCUACAAGUCCCAGGUGCCCGUGCUCGAAGCCCUCCGGCGCCUGAGGCUCCGCGGUGGCUCUCCGCGGAACACGGGCAAAGCGCUGGAGUUUGUGGCAAGAAACCUCUUCGUCAAGUCUGCGGGGAGCCGGAUAGAAGACGGCGUGCCCCAGCACCUUGUCCUGGUUCUGGGUGGAAGGUCUCAGGAUGACGUUUCCAGGUUCUCCAAGGUCAUCAGUUCCUCGGGGAUCAUGACCUUGGGAAUAGGAGACCAGAACGUCGACAAGGCCGAGCUGCAGACCAUCGCCAGCAACUCGAGGCUGGUCUUCCCGGUGCGGGAGUUCAGAGAUCUCCCCAACAUAGAAGUGAGGGUCAUGAACUCCUUCGGACCCUCUGGGGCUACUCCUGAGCCUUCCGUGGAGACACCGCCUCCUUCAAGGCCAGAGAAGAAGAAAGCAGACAUUGUGUUCCUGUUGGACGGGUCCAUCAAUUUCAGGAGGGACACUUUCCAGGAGGUGCUCCGGUUUGUGUCUGAAAUUGUGGACACGGUUUAUGAAGACGGCGACUCCAUCCAAGUGGGGCUAGUCCAGUACAACUCCGACCCCACGGAUGAGUUCUAUCUGCGGGACUUUUCCACCAAGAGGCAGAUCAUUGACGCCAUCAACAAGGUGGUCUACAAAGGGGGUAGACAUGCCAACACCAGGGUGGGCCUGGAGCACCUGAGGAUGAAUCACUUUGUGCCUGAGGCAGGCAGCCGCCUGGAUCAGAGGGUCCCUCAGAUCGCCUUUGUGAUCACCGGCGGGAAGUCAGUGGAGGACGCUCAGGACGUGAGCAUGGCGCUUACCCAGAAAGGCGUCAAAGUGUUUGCAGUCGGUGUGAGGAACAUCGACUCGGAGGAGGUGGGGAAAAUUGCAUCCAACAGUGCCACAGCCUUCCGCGUGGGGAAUGUCCAGGAGCUGUCGGAACUGAGUGAACAGGUCCUGGAAACGCUGCACGAUGCGAUGCAUGAGACCUUAUGUCCUGGUGUGACCGACGUCUCCAAAGCCUGUAAUCUGGAUGUGAUUCUGGGGUUUGAUGGAUCAAGAGAUCAGAAUGUGUUUGUGACUCAGAAGGGCCUUGAGUCCAAGAUGGACAUCAUCUUGAACAGGAUCAGCCAGAUGCAAAGAAUCAGCUGCAGUGGUGGCCAGCUGCCCACCGUGCGGGUAUCGGUGGUAGCCAACACACCCUCAGGGCCGGUGGAGGCCUUUGAAUUCCAGGAGUACCAGCCAGAGCUGUUUGAGACAUUCCGCAACAUGCGCAACCAGCACCCCUACGUCCUCACCGCUGACACGCUGAAGGUCUAUCAGAACAAGUUCCAGAAGUCCUCGCCAGACAGCGUGAAGGUGGUCAUUCACUUCACUGAUGGCGCAGACGGAGAUCUGGCCAACCUGCACAGAGCUUCCGAGGCACUCCGGCAAGAAGGUGUCCACGCCCUGAUCCUGGUGGGCCUGGAGCGGGUAGCCAACCUGGAGCAGCUGACGCAGCUGGAGUUCGGGCGAGGGUUCAUGUACGACAGGCCCCUGCGGCUCAACCUGCUGGAUUUAGACUAUGAACUGGCGGAGCAGCUCGACAACAUUGCUGAGAAGGCUUGCUGUGGGGUUCCCUGCAAGUGCUCUGGAGAAAGGGGAGACCGCGGGCCCAUCGGCACCAUCGGGCCAAAGGGCAUUCCUGGAGAAGACGGCUACCGAGGUUACCCUGGCGAUGAGGGCGGACCCGGCGAGCGAGGUCCCCCUGGUGUGAACGGCACUCAAGGCUUCCAGGGAUGCCCGGGCCAGAGAGGAGUGAAGGGCUCUCGAGGAUUCCCAGGAGAGAAGGGCGAAUUGGGAGAGAUCGGCCUGGACGGUCUCGAUGGGGAAGAGGGAGACAAGGGGCUGCCGGGGUCUUCUGGAGAGAAGGGGAGCCCAGGGAGACGGGGUGACAAAGGACCUAAGGGAGACAAAGGAGAGAGAGGGGACGUGGGGAUCCGUGGUGACCCGGGUGAAUCAGGACGGGACAGCCUGCAGAGAGGACCCAAAGGAGAGACUGGCGACAUCGGCCCCAUGGGUCUCCCAGGGAGAGACGGCGUAUCAGGAAGUCCAGGAGAAACUGGGAAGGAUGGCGGCUUUGGCCGAAGGGGACCCGCAGGAGCUAAGGGCAACAGGGGCGGUCCAGGCCAGCCCGGCUUCGAGGGAGAGCAGGGCACCAGAGGCGCGCAGGGCCUACCUGGUCCCAUUGGUCCUCCAGGCCUGAUUGGGGAGCAAGGUAUUUCUGGACCUCGGGGAAGUGGAGGUCCUGCUGGGGCUCCUGGAGAACGUGGCAGAACUGGUCCCCUGGGAAGAAAGGGCGAGCCUGGAGAGCCAGGGCCAAAGGGAGGAGUCGGGAACCGCGGCCCUCGCGGGGAGACGGGAGAUGACGGGCGAGAUGGAGUUGGCAGUGAAGGACGCAGAGGCAAAAAAGGAGAAAGAGGAUUCCCUGGGUACCCAGGACCAAAGGGAGUCCCUGGUGAGCCUGGGGGAGCUGGAACACCUGGACCCAAAGGCAUCCGAGGCCGAAGGGGAAAUUCAGGACCUCCGGGGGCCGUCGGACAGAAGGGAGACCCUGGCUACCCGGGACCAUCCGGUCACAAGGGCAAUCGAGGCGACUCCAUUGACCAAUGUGCCCUUGUCCAGAGCAUCAAAGACAAAUGCCCUUGCUGCUAUGGGCCCCUGGAAUGCCCCGUCUUCCCGACGGAGCUAGCCUUUGCUUUGGACACCUCUGAGGGGGUCACCCAGGACACGUUCAGCGGGAUGCGAGACGUUCUUCUGAAGGUGGUGGACGGCUUGACCAUUGCGGAGAGCAACUGCCCCAGGGGGGCCCGUGUGGCCGUGGUCACCUACAACAGCGAGGUGACCACAGAGAUCAGGUUUGCCGACUCCAGGAAGAAGGCCGUCCUCCUGGAGAGCAUCCGGAACCUCCAGGUGCCGCUGACCUCCAAGCAGCACAGCCUGGAGACAGCCAUGUCCUUCGUGGCCAGGAACACGUUUAAGCGCGUGAGGAGUGGGUUCCUGAUGAGGAAGGUGGCCGUCUUCUUCAGCAACAAGCCCACCAGGGCCUCCCCGCAGCUGCGGGAGGCCGUGCUCAAGCUCUCGGACGCGGGCAUCACCCCGCUGUUCCUCACGAGCCAGGAGGACCGGCAGCUCGUCAACGCCCUGCAGAUCAACAACACAGCGGUGGGGCACGCCCUCGUCCUGCCUGCAAGGGGGGACCUCACGGACUUCCUGAAGAACGUGCUCACCUGCCACGUUUGCCUGGACAUCUGCAACAUCGACCCAUCCUGCGGAUUUGGCAGCUGGAGGCCAGCCUUCAGGGACAGGAGAGCAGCAGGCAGCGAUGAGGACAUUGACCUGGCUUUCAUCCUGGACAGCUCAGAGGCCACCACUCUGUUCCAGUUCAACGAGAUGAAGAAGUACAUAGGCUACCUGGUCAGGCAGCUGGACCUGAGCCCAGACCCCAAGGCCUCGCAGCACUUUGCCAGGGUGGCCGUCGUGCAGCAAGCCCCCUUCGAGUCUGUGAGCAACGCCAGCGUGCCGCCUGCGCGGGUGGAGUUCUCCCUGACGGACUACGGCUCCAAGGAGAAGCUGCUGGACUUCCUGAGCAGGGGCAUGACGCAACUGCAGGGGACCCAGGCCUUGGGCAGUGCCAUCGAGUACACCAUAGAGAACGUCUUUGAGAGUGCCCCCAACCCCCGGGACCUGAAGAUCGUGGUGCUGAUGCUGACGGGCAAGAUGCAGCAGCAGCAGCUGGAGGAGGCCCAGAGAGCCGUCCUCCAGGCCAAGUGCAAGGGCUACUUCUUUGUGGUCCUGGGCAUUGGCAGGAAGGUGAACGUCAAGGAGGUGUACGGCUUUGCCAGCGAGCCCAACGACGUCUUUUUCAAACUAGUGGACAAGUCGACUGAGCUCAACGAGGAGCCUUUGAUGCGCUUUGGGAGGCUGCUGCCGUCCUUUGUCAGCAGUGAAAAUGCUUUUUACUUGUCCCCAGAUAUUAGGAAACAGUGUGAUUGGUUCCAAGGGGACCAACCAGCAACUGCUAUGAAGUUUGGUCACAAACAAGUAAACAUUCCAAAUAAUGUUACUUCAAGUCCAACAUCCAAACCAGUGACCACAACGAAGCCAGUGACCACAACAAAGCCGGUGACCACCACAACAAAACCAGCCACCAUUGUGAACUUGCCGCCUGCUAAGCCAGCUGCUGCACGACCUGUCCCUGCCAAGCCCGCGCCUGCCAAGCCUGUGGCCACCAAGCCGGCCACGGCCCGACCUGCAGUGGUGGCUAAGCCAGCGGCAGCGGUGAAAUCUGCAGCUGUGAGACCCCCUGCCCCUGCUGCAAGGCCAGCAGCCACCAAGCCCGAGGCUCCUAGGUCCCAGGCCAAGCCAGCUGCCACCAAGCCCGUUGCUGCCAAGCCCGUGGCUAAGGUGUCCCGAGAAGUCCAGGUAUCUGAGAUCACCGAGAACAGUGCCAGACUCCACUGGGAGAAGCCUGAGCCUCCUAGUUCUUAUUUUUAUGACCUUGCUGUCACCUUGGCCCACGACCGGUCCCUGGUUCUGAGGCAGAACCUCACAGUCACCAACCGCGUCAUUGGGGGCCUGCUGGCCGGGCAGACCUACCAUGUGGUGGUGGUCUGCUACCUGCGGUCACAGGUCAAAGCCAUCUACCAAGGAAGCUUCAGUACAAAGAAAACUCAGCCUCCACUUCCACCUCCACAAUCAGCAAGGUCAGCUUCUAGUGCAACCAUCAAUCUAAUGGUGAACACAGAACCCUUGGCUCUUACUGAGACAGAUAUAUGUAAGCUGCCCAUGGAGAUAGGCACCUGCAGGGACUUCAACCUCAAGUGGUACUACGACCCAGGCACCAAGAACUGCGCCAGGUUCUGGUUCGGAGGCUGUGGCGGGAACGAGAACAACUUUGAAUCACAGGAACAAUGUGAAAAAGUUUGCGGUCAUGUGCUCACCAAACCUGGAGUCAUCGACGUGGUUGGCACCUAAGCGCUGGCGCGACGCAUACCUCUGAGAUGGAGUGGCCUUUCCAGCUGUCUGUGCAGAAGCUCUGGGGAGCCCGGCACUGUGCUAUUUCAUGCUUCGAGUGACACUCGAAUCUGGAGGAAACUUCUGCCUUGCGACCUGUCUGUCAAUAUGGUGCUAAACGAGUCUGUGGACCCCUCGCUCCUCGUCUCCUGCCGUGACGUCUGCACUGGGAACUUGUGACAGCUCUCCACCGUGGGCCACGUGUGAACAUUCCUGGUGCAGCCCCCCCGGGGCUCCAGUGGCCUAGAGCGUCACACCCCACGCCACAGCUUCUCCACCUGCUUACGCUUGGUUCAUUUCCUCCUUAGUUAGAUGCAGAGACAAGAGCCAACCUUUUCAUCCCCAAUUUCCUGGAUUAGGCUUUGAGCUGAUUUCUUCUUCUCAACCCUCUAACAAGUGCUCUAGUUAGAAGAAAGCAGAAUCCCCUGACCUGUGUGCACUGUUGGGACCAAAGCCUUAAUUAAAGAAUUCAAAGCAAGCCAUGAUAGGGAAUAUUUUUGGCAUUCCUCUAAUGUUGUUGUUUUUAUUUUGAGUG
This is a messenger RNA of Marmota flaviventris (yellow-bellied marmot), 10066 nucleotides long. RefSeq names its product collagen type VI alpha 3 chain (gene Col6a3). Gene Ontology annotation, molecular function: protein binding; serine-type endopeptidase inhibitor activity. The record is from RefSeq and is a predicted model, not a curated record. NCBI's taxonomy places the organism in Eukaryota, Metazoa, Chordata, Mammalia, Rodentia, Sciuridae.